AUGGAAUCGUCACGUGGUUCAAGUAGUAAAGCACAAAGUCGCCAUUGUCGUAAUAUUCGUUUAGAAGAACAAAAUCAUGAUUAUCGACGUAAUUAUCUUCCAUUUACUAUUCCAUCAUCGUUUUACAAUAUUGUACAUGUUCAUCGAUUUACUACCAAUGAUACUAUUUCAACAUUAAUUAAUCAUUUCGAAUCAUGUUAUAGAUAUUCAAUUGAUACAGAAUCAGAUCGGUUUACAUAUGAUUUAUCUCUUAUUCAAGUUCAUUCGAUUCCUCAACAUUUACCAUCAUUUAUUGUAUUAUUUGAAAUUAACCAUCUACCUCCAUCAGAUUCAUCAUUAAUGGGUAAAAUUAAAUUAUUAUUUAGUCUUUUAUUUCGUUUAGGAAAUAUUAUUUUUUCUUGGGGAUCGAUGUCUGACGAAUUAAAAUCUGCUAUUCAAAUGAAUUUAUUUACAUGGCCAGUGUCAGCAUUAUGUAUUAAUUUGCAAGAUGAAUUUCCUGGUUGGUAUCGAAGGGCACUGCCUCCGUGCGAGGCAUGUGGCUCGAUUCAAUCCUCGAACAAGGCCAUGUCUUCAAAAUCUCGAUGCAUUUGUACAAGCAAUUUCCCUUAUGUUAAAUCAACAGACAAGUGGUCAUUACAAAAUGCGAUCCGUUAUACUGUUAAUCGUUUUCUUGAUAAAUCAUCAACAAAAAAGAAUUGGAAUAUUAUGUUAGAUCCAAAUUAUUCACCAUUAUCAUCAUAUGAACGAUGUAAACGAAUUAAUUAUGCAAUUUAUGAUUGCUUUGCAGUUACCUUAUUACAUCAAGCAAUUUAUGAUAAAUGGACGUUAACUCAACUUCGUGAAGCAGAAUUAAUAUCUUUAUUUACUUCGAAUGCUCCACCUCAUUCUUCAUCAUUAUCUUCAUCAACAUUAUUGGAAAAUAUUUCUGAAGAUGAAAAUGAAACAAAAUCAACAUCAUUAUCUAUUUCAAAUGCUCUACUUCGUUCAUCAUUACCUUUAUCAAAUUUAUUAGAAGACAUUUCUGACGAUGAAGGUGAGGAUGAUGAAGUAUUUAUUUCAUCUCUUUCUAGGCAUCAUGAUACAGAUCAAUUAGUUAAUACAACUCGGCAUGUUGACGUUUUUUCUACUGCAAUUCCUGAAAAUGAUGUUAUAGAACUUAUUCCAUCUGAUCAAGAAUUAUCUUCUAACGAACUACCUCAACCACGUCGCAAAUGUCGAUCAACAACAGCAAGAAUACGUCGUAAUCGUAAACGUAAUAUGGUCAAACGUUCAUAUCGUGAUCGACAUAUCAUUUAUCGAAACGUCUAUCAUCGAUUUACAUUAAAGCAAAUUAAAAAUAUUCUUCGUGAUCGUGAUGUUCGAUAUGUUCAUCCAAAACUCGAUAAAUCUUCACGAAUUUUAUCAAUUGGAAUGAAAAAAUCAUCUUUAGUGGACUUAUAUUUUGAUCGCAUACCUGGUGAUUUAUUUGAUAAAUUUCAUUAUCAACAAUAUCGUCGACAAGAACAUUAA
Messenger RNA from Rotaria sordida, 1509 nucleotides. NCBI's taxonomy places the organism in Eukaryota, Metazoa, Rotifera, Eurotatoria, Philodinida, Philodinidae. The record is from the annotation of a GenBank genome assembly.